This is a messenger RNA of Hirundo rustica (Barn swallow), 2499 nucleotides long. RefSeq names its product shootin 1 (gene SHTN1). The transcript has 17 exons. Lineage: Eukaryota; Metazoa; Chordata; Aves; Passeriformes; Hirundinidae. The coding region runs from base 51 to 1934 and encodes 627 amino acids. The record is from RefSeq and is a predicted model, not a curated record.
CGGAGCGCAGCGGGGCAGCCGCCGGCCCGCGGCGGCGGCGGCGGGGCAGGAUGAACAGCUCCGACGAGGAGAAGCAGCUGGAGCUCCUGGCCAGCCUGAAGGACCAAGCUAUUGGCGAAUAUGAAGAGCUUAGAGCAGAAAAUAAGAAAACGAAGGAAGAGUGUGACAAAAUCAAGCAAGAACGAGAUGAGGCUGUCAAAAAGCUGGAGGAGUUUCAGAAAAUUUCUCACAUGGUUAUUGAGGAAGUGAACUGUAUUCAGAACCAUCUUGAAAUUGAGAAGACAUGCCGUGAAAGUGCUGAGGCUUUGGCUUCUAAGCUGAACAAAGAAAAUAAAACCUUGAAAAGAAUUAGUAUGCUUUGCAUGGCCAAACUGGGCCCAGAAAUUAUCACUGAAGAGAUUAACAUUGAUGAGGAUGAAUCAUCCACAGACACAGAAGCUACCUCUGGAUCAUGCAGUUCUGUGCACUGUCAGCAGCAAAUAAAAGAGCUGCGAGAUCAAAUCGUAUCUGUUCAUGAGGAAAAGAAGACCUUGGCCAUUGAACUGGAAAACCUGAGGUGCAAACUUGCAGAAGUAAUUGAAGAAGUAAAUAAACUGAAAGAAGAAAAGGCUGUUUUGACAACCGAAGUUAAUAAGCAACAGAAACUGUUGGAUAAAUGUAACAGAGUGUCUGUGCUGGCAGUAGAGGAAUAUGAAGAGCUUCAUGAAAACUUUGAGCUGGAAAAGAACCUGCGGAAGAAAGCAGAGUCAUUUGCACAGGAGAUGUUUAUUGAACAAAACAAGAUGAAAAGGCAGAGCCAGUUGCUUCUGCAAAGUUCUGCUCCUGAUCAACAGCUUUUGAAGGCUUUGGAUGACAAUGCUAAGCUAACCCACACGUUAGAGGAAGAGAGGCUUCAACACCAGCAAAAGAUUAAAGAAUUAGAAGAGCAGCUAGAGAAUCAGUCACUGCAUAAGGAGAUUAGUCGCCUUAAACAACAACUAGAACUUUUGGAAGAAGAUAAAAAAGAAAUGGAGCUGAAGUGUCAGCACGCAGAAGAAAAAGCUAGAGACCUAAAGCAUUCAGUUGAUGAGCUCCAGAAGCGAAUCCAGCAGUCUGAAAAUCCUGCCCCACCUCCUCCGCCGCCUCCGCCCCCGCCUCUGCCUCCUCCUCCUCCUCCCAACCCCAUACGGUCUCUCAUGUCAAUGAUUCGCAAGAGAUCUCACUCCAACACCAACGUGAGCAAGAAGGAGAAACCGCCUCAGCAGGAGUCAGCAGGUGAAGAAGUCACAGAUCUGAAGAGGCAAGCUGUGGAAGAAAUGAUGGACAGGAUUAAAAAGGGAGUUCAUCUGAGACCGGUCAACCAGUCAAGCAGGCCUAAAACAAAGCCAGAAACACCAAAGCCCUCUGAAAGUGCAAUGAAAGAACUAAAAGGGAUUCUGGAAACACUCAAUAAAUCCACCAGUUCCCGAAGCUUGAAGUCCCUUGAGACAGACAGUGGUGAAACAGAGCUGGAACGAGUCCUGCGACGCCGGAAAGUGACCACUGACCAGGACAGUGGCAGUCCCACUGGAAUGUUGGCCACAUCAGAAUCAAAGUCUCUGCCCGUGCUGGGUUCGGGAGCCAGUGCCCCACAGGCAGCAGUGAACAAGAAAGAUGUGGAGACAGAAUUCACUUCCAAAGUACCCAACUCAGGUCCUGUCCCCAGCCAGCAUAAGGGUGCUACAGGCUCCAAGCCUACAUUACAAUCAACUAGUCACACAGAAUUGACAAGAAAAGCUUCUAGCAGCGAGAAACAGACAGAAUCUGUGGUAGUUUUAGAUCCUGUGUCCACCAGUGGGGAUCAAAUGUCUGAAAACGCCCUGAACCAGAACAAAGUGAAAGAGGAAACAAGCAAGCCACUGCAUAAAGAAACUAACGUUGGGAAAAUAAAAGAAACAGAUAGUUCUAGCUGUUAAUUGUUACUCUGCAAGGCUGUACCUUUUGGGAAUCAUUAUCUGGACAUGUGAAUUGCUUAGGUGUGUUACUAGGGGCCACGGUCUGUACUCCAGACAGAAACAAUACAGAUUGAAAUGGUCUUUCGUAUGCAGUUUUUGUUACAUGCACCGAAGUGUUUAAAUAACUGUGUGUCACUCAAAAUCCCUUUCCCAUUUUAAUUUUGCGGGUAUGGUUAUUAAUUUCUUAGAUAGUGUUAGUUACCUUUAAAAAUGGAUUUGAAGAGGCUUUUUUUAGCUCUUCUUUUAUUGAGAAGAUGCCUUGUUAAAGGUCUGUUCCAAAGCUUGCCAGAAGCCCCUUGCAUCCCUCUUGAGCCGGACAGGUUUGGGUUAGACCCUGUAAGUGGUUACACCCUCAUCAGCUUCAGUAUGCGAGGGUGUUACUAACUAUUAAUAAAAAUGUGUUCAGACAUAUUUCUCUAAAACUGUUUUGAUAUCCACUUAAACCAAAACCUUGUUGGUCCCCUGCCUGCUGUCCCCACACAGGGAGGAAGUGAAAAGCACAAGCACAAUCCUUUUGUCUCACAUU